AUGACACACUCAUGUAAAUGCGGAGACUCUUGCCAAUGUGGUGAUAAAUGUACAUGUGGACCAAAGGAAACACCAAAAUGUGGAUGCAGUGACUGUAAAUGUGGCGAUAAAUGCUCAAGUGAUUGCAAAUGCACCUCUUGCACCUGUAAAAAAUAA
Molecule: messenger RNA, 156 nt
Organism: Dictyostelium discoideum AX4
Lineage: Eukaryota; Evosea; Eumycetozoa; Dictyosteliales; Dictyosteliaceae
Exons: 2
Coding region: 1-156 (51 amino acids)
Source: RefSeq, a predicted model, not a curated record